CUUACUGGGCGCAUACUGAUUGGCUGGCUCCAGGUGGCCUGAUGGGGGUAGGGAAUCUUACCAUUUCGGGGGAAAUCUAAACUUAGGUCCGGGCCACCUGUCAUGGUGUUAGCCCUGGCAGCCUCACACAGUCCUUGCCCAUCAGGUGGUUGCACUGAUGGCGCCUGGAAAGCAGGGCCUGGUGGGGAGUCAGUUCUGAAAACAGGGGAGCAGGGGCUGAGUAUGAGGCGUGGUGGCUGGGGCUUUGUGUCCUUUCCUCACCAGCGGCUGACCUCUGACCCCAGCCCACUCUGAACCCUGACCCUUGUUGCACACUGAGUGCCGACCUCGACCUCAGAAUGACUUUCAGACCAUCACUUCUUUUUCUAAAAAAUGUCAGUGAGUGAGAGUGAGAAUGGGCCAGUGCAGACUUCCCACGGAGGGCUCCAGGCCUUUUAAGCCAGGCGGUGUGUGCGAGAGUGUGUUGUGUGUAUGUUGUAUAUGAGGUGUGCCUGCGGUCUGUGUGUGCCAUAUGCACAGUUGGUAUUCAUGUAAGUGCACUAGUGCAUGCUGCAUGUUACAUGUUUUGCAAGCUGUCAGUGUUGCAUGUGUUAUGUGUGUUAUGCAUGCAUGUGGGCAGUUUUUGUACAUGUGUGCAUUUUGCGUGCGUGUGUUAUGUGUGGGUGUGUGUGGCAGUGGAUAUGCCGUGUGUGCAGUGUGUGUCUACAUUGGGUGUGCAGAUGUGCUGAGAGCUGUGUUGUGUGCAUUGCACGUGUGUGUGUGCUGAGGGUGCGUCCUCUGUACCGUGUCUGUGUGGAGCUGCUGUGUGUGCGCUGUGGGCACUGCUUGCUGUGUGGGUGCUGCCUGUACAUGGGCCAGGCAGGCCGAGCGACGGCCCACCCUGGGCCCCUGGCGGGGCUCCGGUCUGUCCGCCUGGGCAGGACAGCACCCUGAAGGCGAGCUUCCUCUCGGCCUCCAUCAUGCUGGUGAAAGCUCUCAGUCAGGAGAGCAGUGCCUGGAGCUACAAGUUCACACAGACCCUGGAGUUGAUCCAGUGUCUCCUGGUCAGUGACCCCAGGGGCCUGUGCGGGGAUGGAAGGCCGGGCAGGCAGGUGGGCGCCUCCCCCAUGCUGGCUCCCACCCGCCCCCCAGUGCAUCCUGGAGAAGGAGCCCAACUUCCUAGCCAACCUCUUCCGGCAGAAGAUCAUACUGGUCAUCAUGGAGCUGAGCCACUUACGGCCCCGGCUCAAACCCAAGUCAAGUCCAGAAUCUUGCAGACCUGCCCGCAGAGCUUGUACAACCUCCCCCCCAUGGAGAUGCUGAAGUCCAGCCUGCCGCCACUGGAGCUGGCCCCAGACGUUGUGGGGCUGUACCAGAAGUCCAUGCAAGUGCUUGACCUGCUCCUCCAGGCCUUCGUCUCUGAGAACGAGAGCACGGAUGAGAUCUGCUUCCUCCUGCAGCACGCGGAGCCCUGGCUGAAGUCGAGCAAAAGCUACAAGCGCAAGCGGGUGGUGCAGUCUGUCUUCCUGCUCCUCAAGUACGUGGCGGACUACGUGAAGCUCACCGAGGAGGCCAUGCCCUCAGGGCUGGGCCGCCAGGUGGGCCUGCUGCUGCUGCUGUGGCAGGACCGGGACCAGCUCACCCGGAGCCACUCCCACCAGUGUGUCUACCUCUUCCUGCAGCUUCUGAUCCAGCAGAAGGGGAGCAUGUAGUCGGAGUUCAUGCAUCUGAAUAAAAUGAAGAACUUUGAAGCAAAGGCUCACAAAGAUUCUGAGCUGAAGUUCUAUAGUUCGGUGAAGGUGGCCGAGAUCCUGCAGGAGCUGUUUCAGGAGCUGCCCUGCAUCAUUUUCACGAGCAUCCUGAGACCAUAAUGAAGGCCGUGAUGGUGCUGGGCAUGCAGCACACGCAGCAGACUGUCAAAGUGAUUCGGUCCUUGUGCCCUCCCUCAGAGAGGCAGGUCACGCCCCUGUGGAAGGCCCUGGCCACCAACAGCCGGCUGGCCUGCAAGGUCGUCAUGAAGUUGAAGCUGCGGCUGCCCCGGGAGCUCAUCAAGGCCCCUGUGCAGGCCGAGCUUGUUUCCCUGCUGGACAUGCCUGGAGGUCCUAAAGGGUCUCUUCUGGACCACCAAUUACCGGGAGGUGUUUGCCCACCUCAAGCUGCUGAGGGGCUGGGAGAUCUUUGAGCACCUGGAAACCUACACUGAAGGGGUGACCCUCCUGGCCAGAAAUGUCAUCUAUAGCGGUGGCAAGAAGUUCCAGCAGGCGCUCAAGAGCCGCGCCUUCCAGGCCCUGGUGCCGCUACUCCUCCACCUGGCCCACCCCUGCCCUGAGGUGGUCACGAAGACAAAGUUAACCUUCUUGCGCUGUGCCAUCCUGCUGAAGUGGGAGUUCCAGAAGGAGCUAUUCAGCAAGUUGGCUUGGGGUCAUGGCCCAGGCGCUGAGAACGACAUUUUUAUCUACACGGUGGAGAGCAACUUCAACAGCUACCACCAGUUUCUGAUGCAGUGGCUGGUGUACAUACAUGGACAGCCCCAACAGGCGCCUGAAGCUCACAGCCAUGAAGUUCAUUGGGGGCAUCCUGCAGGUCUACUUCACCGAUCUCUGCUUCUACCUGAAGAAGUGCGACAUGAAGACUCUCGAGAAAUGUAAGCACAGGGCCACCCUGAGCCGCAUGGGAACUGCCCUGAUGCUGGAGUGGCCUCAGCCCCUCCCCAGGGCGGGCCGUCAUCUUCCCCUUGAGAACUGAUCCCAGGACAGGCCGUGACCUACCGACCCCCCCACCCACACCCUACGUGGGCCCUGGGGACAGGCUGUGACCCCCCCGUACCGCUCUGAUGGAGCCCCCAGAAGGGCAGUGUCCUCAAAGACCAGAUUCCCAGUGCAGGUCCUGUCCCCUCCCUCUGUGCUUGCCCUCCGCACCACGGCCAGCUGUGCGGCGGCUGGAGGACCCUUGGGUCUCUGCUGCCAACUUUGAGACGCUCAGGCAGGACCCGGACUCCGUGAGCCGCAAGUUCUUCAAGCACUUCUCCGAAGACAUCGCAGAGCUGUCGCAGUGCGUCAUGAUCUGGAUCAGCCUGGGGCUGCCGAUCCUUGCAGUUGGUUUUGUUGUAUUAUGUUGUGUUUUUUGGUUCUGUAUUAAAUAUGAAGAGUUUCUUCUGGA
Messenger RNA from Odocoileus virginianus texanus, 3138 nucleotides. Lineage: Eukaryota; Metazoa; Chordata; Mammalia; Artiodactyla; Cervidae. The record is from RefSeq and is a predicted model, not a curated record.